Messenger RNA from Betta splendens (Siamese fighting fish), 673 nucleotides. It is a transcript of the gene thrsp, whose product is annotated as thyroid hormone responsive. Gene Ontology annotation, cellular component: cytosol. Gene Ontology annotation, biological process: regulation of lipid biosynthetic process. Lineage: Eukaryota; Metazoa; Chordata; Actinopteri; Anabantiformes; Osphronemidae. The transcript has a single exon. The record is from RefSeq and is a predicted model, not a curated record. The coding region runs from base 94 to 513 and encodes 139 amino acids.
ACCCACAUCUGCUCCCACAGCUUUGCACUGCACACUGCUUCCUACUGUCUUACACCACAGCACAGGAACAGGAGACCACAUCCAACUGAAGCCAUGCAGACUGCCGAGGCUAAAUUCAACAAAAACAACCUGCUUCUGACUCUGAGACGAUACAGCUCAGCAGUCAGCGACAUGGAGCAGACCAUUCUCCUGCCGAGUCUACUGCGAGACGUGCCGUCUGAUGAGAUGGUGGACUCUGAAUCAGCAGAGGAGAGCUGCAGAGACCUGUACAGCAACUACCUGAUGCUCAAGGCCAUAAGGAACACGGUGGAGAGCAGCCUGGUUCCCCUGGAUGAUCACAAGACCAAAAACAAUGCAGUGAUCAGCAAAACUCUGGAGCCUCUCAUGGACACAGACCCUGAAGCUCUUUUCCGGUUCCACCUGAAGGGACUGUUUUCUGUGAUGUGCAACCUUACCAAGAAGACCCAGAGCGUCACUGACAAAUAUAUGGACAUUAUUGGAGUGGCAAACUAGAAAACAGCAAAGAACCCCCUGUAUGAAAAGUGUUGAACAUGCAUUAAGUCUGUAAUACAAUCUAACUGUCUAAACUAUUUACAUGUGGUUACUGUAACAUUCCCUCAGAAACUAAGUGUUAUGCAAAAGUAUUCAUUAAAUGAGCGUGACAAAAAAACAA